Rana temporaria (common frog) is the source of this 1004-nucleotide messenger RNA. It is a transcript of the gene MYDGF, whose product is annotated as myeloid derived growth factor. Lineage: Eukaryota; Metazoa; Chordata; Amphibia; Anura; Ranidae. Gene Ontology annotation, biological process: positive regulation of angiogenesis; positive regulation of endothelial cell proliferation. Bases 21 to 485 code for a protein of 154 amino acids. The transcript has 6 exons. The record is from RefSeq and is a predicted model, not a curated record.
UAAUACUGCUCUUCCUGAAUAUGGCGGCGUCCGUGAUUGUAGGGACUGUGCUCGGUCUCCUGGUUGUUGUCGGGACUCGGGCAGAGGACACAGCGAGUACAGAAGAAUUUGACGUUAAGCCAGGCGGUGUGGAGUACACAUAUACCCGGACACUGGGAGGCCUUUCAUGCAAAUUUACUUAUGCUGCUCAGGGAGGAACUAAUGAGAAAUGGCAGAUGACCAUUGAGAUGAAUGAGGAUAGACAAUAUUUUUCCUGCUCAGUAUGGAGGCCUAUGGGAACAUCCUAUUUAUUUUUCCUCAAAUUCAAAGCAGAAGUAACAGGAGGAAAAAUAGAGUUCUGUGAAGCUUAUUCUCAGGAAAACAAACCAUUAAAGAAAUCUGAAUAUGAAGUAACUGAUACUGCAGUAUCUGACAGACCUGGUUCCUUUUCUGCAUCUUUAUUCAAAUUAUUACUCGUGGCAAAGAGUGACCGGGAAGAACUGUGAAGCAAACAGCGCGAUUCUGAAAUAAGAAUUAUAAUAAACAUUAUAAAUAAGCAGGUGGCUUUUUAGAUGGACCUGGAUUUACAAAUCCAAGCAGUACAUUCCUCUGAUUGUUUCAGGGACUUCUUUUUGGAUACAAGGACCCAGCUUUAUCAGACCUGAUGUAUAUUGUAUUUGUAUGGUAAAUGGUGUUUUUUUAUUUUAUUUUUUACGCAUCUAUCUAUGCCAUUCAUUUGUACUAAAAUAUACUUCCUGUAAUAAGUAUUCUACCCCUUGGAAGUUUGCAGAGAUUUGUUUUUUUACUUUGGCAUGAAAGCGUUGUAUUUGUAUUCACUGUAGAAAAAAAAAUGACUUGUUCGAUGACGACAAAUGUAACCAUUUCCAAGGGGGAUAGAAGCUGUCUGGUAAAAAAUACAACUUCUGAAUGUAUCCGUCUUGAAUGAAACUGUCCUUUCUGGGGAUAUUAUACAGUAUGAUCACUUGGGAGUUUGUGGGAAUUAAAAUUUUCUUUUUUUCACUAAA